This is a messenger RNA of Fusarium graminearum PH-1, 834 nucleotides long. RefSeq lists its product as uncharacterized. Lineage: Eukaryota; Fungi; Ascomycota; Sordariomycetes; Hypocreales; Nectriaceae. The transcript has 3 exons. The record is from RefSeq and is a predicted model, not a curated record. Bases 472 to 834 code for a protein of 120 amino acids.
CCAUAUACUCCUUUCUGGUCUGUUCACUAUACAACAGUGCGAAGAUUAGACACCGACAAGACAGAACCUAAAAAGUCGGAAACUCUGUUUUCAACAGACACGGAAAAAAACCUGCCUUGGUCUCUUACUCAACUGUCACUCCCACCAAAAAGCAAAACGCCCUGUCGAUCCAUCCAUUACCGCUCCACUUUGGGGGAACAGUUUCCAGGACAUAAAAAAAGAUUGUUCUACUUAUUCAGCCCGCGAAUUCCGAGUAAACUCGAUUCGCUUUCUUUUUAAAAACCGGGACGACUUCGCAAUCGCAUCGCCCUUUUGUUCGACUUCUUUCAAAGAUUCUCACAAAGUCGACAUUGUGUGCUGCAACCUUUGUCGCAGACCUCACUUUCUUUCUCAGACCGCUCCCGUCUUACACACCUCAUGUUUCGACGAUACGCGCUCGGCUUUUCGAGCGUCGGACGACAGCUCUCAACCAUGAGCUCCUCUAGCACUCCUGUUGAGGACAUGAUUCGCGCAAAGAUCACGGCUGCUUUCAACCCCCAGACUCUGGAGAUUUACAAUGACUCUCACCUUCACUCGCACCAUAAGGCCAUGGAACACACCACUUCCGGCGAGACACACUUUCGCGUGGUCAUCACCUCAGACGCCUUCAACUCCAAGAUGCAGCCUGCCCGUCACCGCAUGGUCUACGCCCUUCUCCGCGACGAGAUGGCCCAGGAGAACGGCAUCCACGCUCUCCAGCUGCGCACCAUGACUCCUGAGGAGGAAGCUCGCCAAAGGAAGAAGAAGGAAGCCGAAGCUGCUGCCCGCGCCGCUGCUGAAGCUGACCAGGAAUGA